Phyllopteryx taeniolatus (common seadragon) is the source of this 2432-nucleotide messenger RNA. It is a transcript of the gene ppp6c, whose product is annotated as protein phosphatase 6, catalytic subunit. The record is from RefSeq and is a predicted model, not a curated record. Gene Ontology annotation, cellular component: cytoplasm. Gene Ontology annotation, molecular function: protein serine/threonine phosphatase activity. Gene Ontology annotation, biological process: peptidyl-serine dephosphorylation; G1/S transition of mitotic cell cycle. The coding region runs from base 18 to 812 and encodes 264 amino acids. Lineage: Eukaryota; Metazoa; Chordata; Actinopteri; Syngnathiformes; Syngnathidae. The transcript is spliced from 7 exons.
GUUUCAAAAAAACAUCCAUGGGCCGUGGAGCUUGGCAGGAAGUUACGUAUGACAAAUCGGUGGACACAAUGGCGCCUCUAGAUCUGGAGAAAUAUGCGGACAUCGCAAAACAGUGCAAAUACCUUCCAGAAAAUGACUUAAAGCGAUUAUGUGACUAUGUGUGUGACCUUCUGCUGGAGGAGUCAAACGUUCAACCUGUUUCAACUCCAGUAACAGUAUGUGGGGACAUACACGGACAGUUUUAUGAUCUUUGUGAACUCUUUCGAACUGGUGGCCAAGUUCCAGAUACAAAUUACAUAUUUAUGGGAGACUUUGUUGACCGAGGAUAUUACAGUUUGGAGACCUUUACCUACCUGCUGGUGCUGAAAGCUAAAUGGCCAGACCGCAUCACUCUUCUACGUGGAAAUCAUGAGAGCAGACAAAUUACUCAAGUUUACGGAUUUUAUGAUGAGUGCCAGACCAAAUAUGGAAACGCUAAUGCCUGGCGUUAUUGCACCAAAGUGUUUGAUAUGUUAACAGUGGCAGCUCUGAUGGAUGAACAGAUCUUGUGUGUACAUGGAGGCCUCUCUCCUGACAUUAAAACCUUAGAUCAAAUUCGGACCAUUGAGCGGAACCAGGAAAUCCCUCACAAAGGAGCCUUUUGUGAUUUGGUUUGGUCUGACCCUGAAGAUGUCGACACUUGGGCCAUCAGCCCAAGAGGAGCAGGCUGGCUAUUUGGCGCUAAAGUAACAAAUGAGCAAGCCAGUCUGUUUGCUCAAGACACAGGAAACCUGGUUUCUCACCAACAAAGACCCCUUUUUCUGCAUCGCUGAUAUACCGACCAAAAGUUUGGGAAACCCUCUUUUCAUCUGUAUCAGUAUGGCACAGAUUGACAACAAUGGUUCUAUCAGUUAGACAAACCACAAUGGAAUUACUAUUCGCAGCCUUUUGCAGGAACUUAAAUAAAAUACAAUGAACUAUUUUUUAAAUGUCCCACUGGACGCUCUGGGAUCAUUGGUGGAACGCGGGCGACACCCGCUGGCGUUUGAGAGUUACUGCAAGCCACGGACUAUUACCCAAAGUCUUCACUGAAUUUAAAUGUCUGUUUGAUAUUUUAUGAACUUUUGCACAAAUGCUCCCAGUGUAUAUCAUGAUAACAAUGUCACUAAUGACUGUUUUCCGACAGGUCUGCUGGUUAAAUCUGUUUGUCAACCAAAUAUGAUUGUGUUUACCUCAGAACAACUUGGAAAUGUUACAUAAUGAACAUUAAGUGUUCUUGGCAACCAAAUAAGGUGGCAACACUCAUUGCAUAGUUUAACCAUGGUGUGUGAGACAAUGCAAAAGCUGGGAAUUAAUUUCUUAUUCCACUGGUUUUGAACCCCAAAUAAUUCUAGGGUGAAAUUAAAUCAGAGGUGUGGUCUUCCUGCUUUUGCCUUUGGGGGCAGUCCCCUUUCUCCUUGGUACAAAAGGCCAGAGCCUUUUGAUCUCCCGGCUUCUUGUUCUCCUGCAUCACAAAGAUGCUGGCUCCCAGCCAGGAAGCACCACCUCUCACCACGAGGUGCGGGAGGCGCACCGAAACAGGCUAGGCCCGGCAGAACCUUCCUUGCCGCGCUGACGACCGACGACCGCUGACGGCUGAGUUAUUCUGCCCACUCCCCAAAACUACACUUUUGUGUGUGGGUGAAGCACCACUAAGAAGAAUCCGGCAGGAAGAAUUUGCGGCUCAAGUUUUCUUGACAAACGUGACGAACGUCACCCCAGUGCUUCGGCCACCCUACGCUGGCUUUUUCUUUUGUUUUUCCUUUUUCCUCCUUUUUCUGCAAAUACACUUGUUGGCGCCCUUGCCCAGCCAUCGGGAGGAUCGACCCGCCUGCCUAAAUCUUGUUCUGCGCAAUGUGAGUACAACUUGCUAAUUACCAAGUACAAAUUGGUGCACAAUUGGGUGAUACUAUCAGUCACAGAAAUACCCAGCUCUCGCAUCGCUCCCCACACAUCCUCAUUCCACCCUUAUGUCAUGGGUUCAGCCUUCUUUAUGAAUGUUUAUCAGUACUCUUUUCUAAUAAAGUCCCUCUACAGUUUACCCUGUAGUUUUCCCUUGUAGAUUUACAUUUUCUCUAAAAUUCCACUUCCUGUUGUGGACUUUGUGUGUGUGCGUGAAAUAGUAAAACCGCUGGAAUCGAGAACUAUUUAUUUUCAUCCACGUAGCAGCCUUCUAGAUAACAGAUUGAUCGAGGUUUUUCGUCACUUUUCCUAAAAUUUACAAAUAUGAAAAGAGACGUGGUGGCCUAUACGAGACAAACAUAGUUUUAUUGUAACGUUAAAUGUACGUCGAACUACACUGGAAAUAAAGGCAGGCGUUCACUUUCCGACGUCUUCUUUUCCGAAAUUAUUUACGCUUUUAUCCAAAACCAAUAUACGCUACAACAAUGACAAUGACCCCAACCGUAUGUCCA